This is a messenger RNA of Aspergillus nidulans FGSC A4, 2523 nucleotides long. RefSeq names its product mRNA-binding ubiquitin-specific protease UBP3. Bases 1 to 2523 code for a protein of 840 amino acids. The transcript has 2 exons. The record is from RefSeq and is a predicted model, not a curated record. Gene Ontology annotation, molecular function: deubiquitinase activity; cysteine-type deubiquitinase activity. NCBI's taxonomy places the organism in Eukaryota, Fungi, Ascomycota, Eurotiomycetes, Eurotiales, Aspergillaceae. Gene Ontology annotation, biological process: protein deubiquitination; ubiquitin-dependent protein catabolic process.
AUGCCCCAUGGGCAGCCACCCAUUCCUGCGCCUCGGCGGCAGCAGGACGUUCCCUACGCGAGUGGCCCUCCCAACAUGCGGUCGCCCCCGGCAUACAUGGGCUAUCCGCCUCAAAUGAACGGCCAUCCCCCUCCAGCCGCGUUUUCCCCGCAGCAAUACCCCCAAUGGUAUACACCUUUUCCGCCAAUGCAGAUGCCACCUCGUCCACACUUCAAUCCAUAUGCACCGGCCUUCAUUUCAUCGUACCCCCCUUCCCAGCCCAUGAUGGCACCGGCUCACAUGCCGCCACAACCGCUUCCUUUACAACCAAGAGCGUCGACGCCAUUUCAGAACCCGAUGUCACCGUCUGUUGGCCCGGCCCCGGCAUUCAUCCCGUCGCAGACCCAGUCUCCUGUAGUGAUCCCCGUCCACUCUACACCCAGCCCGGCCAUGUCUUCGUCGCCUGCUCCCGCCCCGGUUAACGCCGUGCCGCCGCCCAAAGAACCCUUCCGCGCACCGCUCCCGUGGCUUUCUAUUCCCGAUAGUCCUUUCCCGGCCAGGGCUCCCCGCAGACAACGAAAGACUCGCAACUUGCAAGCUUCCUCUCUUUCUGUGGAGCUUCCUGCCAAGGAUGGGCAACGAAUUCAGAAUGAAGAACCUAGCAAACCCCAGGGCACUCAGACACAGACACCUUCUGAACCGCAAACUCCAACUUUGUCGGCUGCUCCCUCUGUUGCGGAUUCCACCCAGCCCACGACUCCAUCUUCUGCUGUGCCGAGCUCAUCUGCUCGUCAGUCCAAAGGAUCAAAAGCAACGGUCCCUGUUGUGCCGGUGGUCCCGGUUGUUCCCGUUUCAAACACCCCUCGUCGCGAAAAAGGCGAUGCUGGCUCCUUUGAGACGCCUAAAUCAGCCCCAGAAGCCGCCAACACCUCUGCUGAGAAACCGAUUGCGUCCGCAGAGGAACCCGCUGAGAGCAAGCCGGUGGAGUCCGCCAAACCUGCCGCGCCAAAGUCUUGGGCGGACUUGGUUCGAAACAAGAACCUUGCUCGUAACGCAGCUAGCCAGAGUGCUCCAUCGGGUGUGGUCAACGGCGUCUCCAAGAGCCAGUCCGUUGCCGAUGUCUUACUCAAUCUAGGAGACGAUGUUUCUCAGUAUAGCGAUAAAGUGACCUUCCUUGAACCCCGAGGGCUCGUCAAUACUGGUAAUAUGUGCUACAUGAAUUCGGUGCUUCAGAUUUUGGUUUCAUGCGUGCCGUUCUAUCAGUUCCUGGAUCAUAUUGGGAAGCGCGCGUCCCACAGUUUCCACAGCGACUUUCCCAUGGUUGACGCUCUAAUCAUGUUCAUGAAAGAAUUUCGAGUCAUUGAUGCCGCCCGCAACGAAGAGCAGUUGCGAAUGAGGCUGAAGGCGAACGAGCUCGAGCAAUACGGAGAGGCUUUUAUUCCAGAGUUUGUGUAUGAAGUUAUCCGCCAACUACCCCGUUUCCGAGACAUGCGACGCGGCCACCAGCAAGAUGCGCAGGAGUUCCUGGGUUUUCUUCUUGAAGAAAUGCAUGAAGAAUGCGCUCGCGCUACUAGUGCCAAUUCCUCAACCGAGCCUGCAUCUACUGAUAGUGAGAACGGUGACGGCUGGUUGGAAGUUGGCCACAAACAAAAGCCAGCCGUCACACGGUCUUCCGGACACAUUGCCUCUGAAUCUCCAAUCACAAAAAUCUUUGGGGGCAAGAUUCGAUCCGAGUUCCGCGUACCUGGUAAUAAGGCCUCUGUCACUCUUGAACCGUAUCAGCCGCUGCAACUUGACAUCGGCGCCCCAGAGAUCCAUAACAUUGUGGACGCACUAAAGGGCUUGACCAAGCCAGAAAGUAUUCAGGGAGAUUUCAAUUCUUCGCGUGGUCCAAAUGUGACUGCGACCAAGCAAGUCUUCAUUGAGAGCCUCCCCCCGGUACUCAUCCUUCACCUUAAGCGGUUCCAGUAUGACAGCGUCACCCAUGGCACGCAGAAGAUCUGGAAGAAGAUUGGGUAUCCUUUGGACUUGGAAAUCCCUCGAGAAGUGUUCCCGCCUCACAGACGUAAUGUCAUGAUGGCUCAAGGUGGACUUCCCAAAUAUCGUCUCACUGGAGUCAUCUAUCACCACGGCAAGAAUGCCAGCGGUGGUCAUUACACCGUCGAUGUUCGUCGCCAGGAUGGCCGCGAGUGGAUCCGCCUUGACGACACCGUCAUCCGUCGGAUCAAGAGCGAAGACGUUGCAGAGGCCGGUGGAGAAGAAGAUCCAAAGGUGCUUGCGGCGGCAUUGGAGCAGCAUAAGCGUGAUAAAGAUCCUGCCAAUAUUUAUGACCACAUCAACCAGGGCGACCAGUCCGACGAUGAGCGAGGUUGGAGCCAGGUUAACGGGACUGGCUCUGGGAACUCGAGCAAGAAAUCUGCGUCUGCUAUCAAUGGCACUCCCAGCCAGUCCAAUACAUCCUCUGGUGUUCGUACCCCGAUGGGGCGUUAUAGCACUCGUGACAACAAGGUGGCCUACCUGCUGUUUUAUGAGCGCAUUCCAUGA